CCUCUGUUUUGAAGUCAGUUUAGAAAUUGCACAGAGACAGUUUCAGUAAAUGAAUUCUCUCUUCCAGUAAGAUUCGGUGUCAGAAAAUUGCUUGCAGGUUCAUUUAAAUGUUGUGUGGAAAAAAUGUUAUAGCUGUAUGAUAUACGCAAUAUAACUAGAAUGUAACUACUACACUUAUCCUUUGUUGUAUACAGGUGGGACAAAACUUCAUUAUUUUGUUCAUGAGAUUAAUGGUGAUUUUUGUACACCAGACAUGCUUUCGUGAGAGAUGUAGCCCACAUGUCUGAAAAAGGGAAAGACUGUGGUUUAUUGACAUGCAUCUCAGACUAAGAUGUAAAAGUAGACGAAAUGUCAAAGAGGUUUAACGUUCAGCGUAAGAUGAGGGUCUUGCAUGCUCGCUGUCUAACAUAGAUAAUACAGGAAGGAAAAAAGACAUCUGCCAGUUCGUCCUGCAUAAUUCCCUUUCAACUGAUUUUGCUCUUGUGGUUUAUCGGCUUAAACUAAUUUUGCUGACCUUUGGCAGCAGAGGUACGACAUUUACAGCUAUGCUACUCUCUAUGGGUGUUGUGAGAUGAAUGCAGGUUGUUUUGUGUGUGUGUGUGUGUUUGUCAGAAUGUCUGUGCCCAGAAUUGGGGGUAUUUGGUAAUUUCAUUGUUACACAGUCACCGUUUCCUUGCCAUUUUUUUUAACUGUCAUAUUUUGUUUCUUAAAAGAUUUACUUCAUGAGUGUAUGUACCACGGAAGACUACCACCAUCAUUUUCAUAAAUUAUACUUUGAAGUGAUCGGCAAAGUUUCACUAUGACGAACUGCUCAACGAAAGAAGUGGACACUUUAACGAAGACUCUGGACUUGAUCAUUUACAUUCCCGUCUUGGUGUUCGGCUUGGCAUUAAACAUUGCAGCACUGGUGGUGUUCUGUCGGCUGCUCAGAAAAUGGACCGAGUCCUCCAUCUACAUGACCAACCUGGCUCUGAUGGACCUUCUGUUGCUGCUGCAGCUGCCCUUCAAAAUGCACGCAGCACACCACGAGUGGGCAGAAGACAAGAAAAUGCUUUGCUCCUUCCUGGAAAGUCUUUACUUUGUUGCUAUGUAUGGUAGCAUCUACACAAUUGUGUGCAUAGCCAUAGACCGAUAUAUCGCAAUAAACCACCCAUUUCGAGCCAAGCAGAUGCGUUCGAAGAAGAAUGCCUUGAUUGUUUGCAUUUCCAUCUGGGUGUUCGUUAUGGCAGCGACUUCACCCAUCUACACAUUCCGGGAAUGGAAGAGAACGGGGAAUAAUUUCCAAUGUUUCCAUGGCUUCUCUAAGAAGGGUUGGAGCACUGCAAUAAUUGUGUGCCUGGAGGUCUUUGGUUUCCUGUUACCUGCUGCAGUACUGGUGGUGUGCUCCAUUCAGAGCGUCCGUACUCUCAAAGCCUCAAAUAACGCUGACCACAAGGGGCAAGCUGGUGUGAGAAUCAUCUACAGCAGCCUAGCGGCCUUCCUAGUGCCCUUCACCCCCUGUCACGUGGCCAUAUUGCUGCAGUAUCUUGUCCGUAAUGAAAUCAUUUUAGACUGCAACCAGCAAAAGAACAUCGCCCUUUUUAUACAGGUGUCGAUAAACAUUGCAAACGUGACCUGCUGCUUGGAUGCACUGUGUUAUUAUUUCAUUGCAAAGGAAGUCCGAUCCACCAAGGAAACACUUAGACUGUCCAUCAGCAGAGCAAGAACCACCAGCUCCUCAGAUGUUUGAGAGGGCGAAUUAAGUUUAUUAGACUUUCACAAUGUGUGUUGAUGGCUUUCAAGUGGAAGCAAACUUGUGGUCACACUAUUGAAAUAUUAACAUUGAAAGUUGAGUGGCAACUUUGAAACACAGCUCCAAAAAAAAAAAAAAAGGAAAAAGUAUCGUUUAGUUUCAAAGUAAAAAGCGUUCUGUUGGUCAGUUCAGCAAAUUCACAUGCUUAAGCCCGAUGCAAAAUCUUUCACCUUGAGACGAAAUUAAAAUUUAUGUGGAUUCCCAUUGAAGUAACUGGAUUUCAUCAAUGAAAAUAUACCAAACGGUAAAUGUGAAAAGACAUUUUGGACUUGGUUCUUGUGGUCAAUGUAUGAUAUAAUGGACAAAUUAUUACUUCCCUCAUUCUAGUCUUAGGUAUAUUCACCCAAAAAUGAAAAUGCUGUCAUCAUUUGGUCAAUAAUGUCAUUGCAAAACUGUGUGAGUUUGUUUCUUUUUGAACAUAAAAGGAGAUAUUUUGAGAGAUCAGAAAUUUGAAAGUCAGUGGGCUCCAAUUAUUUUUGAUUCCCCGCAGUCUUCAAAAUAGCAUCUGUUGUGUGCAGUGUUGGGGGUAACGCAUUACAGGUAGGCCUAUCACAAAUUAUGUAAUAAGAUUACUUUAUUUAACUAGUAAAGUAACACAUUGCUUUUGAAUUUACAAGAAAAUAUGUAAGCUACUUUUUCAAAUACAUAAUGUCAGUUUCCGAUUUAUUGUCUGACAGCUCUCCUGUCCCCAUGUUAAGAGAAAUCAUGAGUAAGUGUAGAAACAUUGUGUGCACUGUAAACAUGAUUGUUACUAUAGUUCUAGACUAAAUGUGAACAUGCAUUUACUUAUCUCACUUGCAACACAGAUAUCCUUUAUGUGUUUAAUCCCAUUUUAUUGACUAAUGUCUUUGCUGCUGACCUCUGAGGAUCCAAUUCAACCAAAAAAUGACAAUGACUUUGGAUAAACAUAACAUUUGUGUUUGUAACACUAUAGCAUUUGCUUGUACAGAGGUGAAUUUACAUUUCCUUCAACCUGAGGCUUAUUCAUUUCCUUUUUGUUGCGAAAUGGUUUUUUACAUUUCCCAAAAUUAUUUUUUUAUAUUAAAGCCAGUUGAGCAAGCUCAGUUGAGAAUUAAAAAACGAAUUCAAAAGUAAUGUAACACACUACGUUCCAUGAAAAGUUACUUUUUUUUAGGGAGUAAUGCAAUAUUGUAAUGCAUUACUUUUAAAAGUAACGUUCCCAACACUGCUUGAGUUCCGCAAGAGAAAGAAACUCAUACAGAUUUGCAAUGACAUUUUUUGGGGUGGACUGUCCAUUUAUUUGACAAAGUGUGACAAAUAUGUGAAGAAAAUGGGAAUAGAACAGAAUCUUUACCCUGAUCACAGUCUGAACUGCAAAAUUGGUCUGGAUUGGAGUUAAAGAUCAGGAUUACCCAAAUCCAUUUCAUUUGUAAAACGUAAGUCUUAUUUCCACAAAACUUUAGCCACUAACUAGAUGAACCACAACCCUGAAACCCUGCCCUCCAAAGCCAUGACAGCAGACACCCACACAAAAUGAUAGCAUCUGAGAGCAGUGGCCUGCACAGACCUCUGGCGGGGCAGCGGAGAAGUGAGUAGUGAAUACACUGUUAUAUUUUUAAAGCGUUAACAUGUCUUGAAAAAAGCAGUUGGAUAACAAUAGUGGUCCGGGACAUUAAAUGCCAUCACGUCCAACAGGUAAACUCAUCUACACAAUAGUCUGCUUUUACAGGCUCAAAGGAAAAUGUUUUAAAUAAUGAAAGAGUUGUCGGAUGUUUUGUGACUGUGAAGUUGAAGUCAGGCAACAUGUCAUUUAUUUAGAACCUUUUACUUCCAGGCUUCCAAAGUCUUAGAAGUUGUAUGUUUGUCACAAUUGAUUAUGAUGAACAAAACAUGUAAGCUCUUGGCUAGUAAGCUUUUGUUGGGUCACAGAGCUUCUUGUCUGCAUCAAUCCAGAAGUCAGUGGAAAAAAAAUCGUAAUGGGUUUUUGUUGAGGAAACAAUGUGAAUGUGAACUUCCGAACUGGCCUACAAAAAUAUGUCAUCACUGCAGCUCUCUAUUUAAUGUUAUUUUCUUUUGAAAUUAUAAUGUGAAAUUAUAAUAAUGCAUUUACGAUGAAUUUAUGAUCCUGAGAUAAGGAUUUUUACCCCAAAGUUUCUUUAUUUGUCUUUAUCUCAUGCUAACACUGUCAACAUGAAAAACCUGAGAUCUUCAUGCUCACACGCGACUGUCGUCUGACAAACCAUCCUGAAAACUUCACUAUGACUCAUAAAAGUUUCUGAUGCAACAUUUGGUAUAGCAUUACACACUUCACAGUUACCUCUUCAGUUCUGCAUUUUGCCUCAUAAAUCGGUAUGUUAAACGAUUUGUGUAGACUUUUUUUGCCUGUUUUGUGAUGAAUAUUAAUAAAACUGUAAAAUGUGAA
Carassius auratus (goldfish) is the source of this 4175-nucleotide messenger RNA. Its product is annotated as G-protein coupled receptor 55-like. Gene Ontology annotation, cellular component: plasma membrane. The record is from RefSeq and is a predicted model, not a curated record. NCBI's taxonomy places the organism in Eukaryota, Metazoa, Chordata, Actinopteri, Cypriniformes, Cyprinidae. The transcript is spliced from 2 exons. Bases 800 to 1729 code for a protein of 309 amino acids. Gene Ontology annotation, biological process: positive regulation of Rho protein signal transduction; phospholipase C-activating G protein-coupled receptor signaling pathway. Gene Ontology annotation, molecular function: G protein-coupled receptor activity.